GGAAACUUUAUUCACCGUUGGGAACAAAAGAAGAAAAAGCACCGAUCUGAACGAUCUAAUGGAAGAAGAUGUUAACAAAGAUGUCAUUUCCCGAGUCUUCCAUUGUCCGCCCAAGCAGGUUAAGGAGCCCUUCCCCAGAGGGGCCUUCAUUUCAGGACUUUCUCCAGAGCCAGAAGGUAGAAAGAGGACUGGACCAGGAACGAGGGGAGGUAGGUUCUUAUCUCAAGUCGGCUACUUCCUGUCUCCAGACUCCUGUGAGCACCUGUCAGCGUUGUGCUGGGUCUUCCAUUUCCAGUGUGUUAAAGAAAGGGCGCGGGUUCGUUCUGAGGCUAAUUCCAUGCUCUACAAAAUAUGCAGUUCAGGGGUUUCCCAGCUGGCGUUUGAGACGAGAAAGAAGGGAAACCGCCCGAUUGUGCCCAAGGCCUUGGUUUCUCACAAAGAGCCUCAGCGCAGCCAAUCAGAAGUGGAGGAUUCCUCCCUUUAUAACCCGCAGGAGAAGCGCUCUCAGGGCUCUUGCUGCCUCCCCACCAUGGGCUCUCCGGCGCGCGCUCUCUUUUUGCUGACGGCCCUGGCGGCCCUGGCGGAGACCCGGGCGGGCUCUCACUCCAUGAGGUACUUCGACACCGCCGUGUCCCGGCCCGGGCUCGGGGAGCCGCGGUUCCUCGCCGUGGGCUACGUGGACGAUCAGCAGUUCGUGCGCUUCGACAGCGACAGCGCGAGUCAGAGUGAGGAGCCGCGGGCGCCGUGGAUGGAGAAGGUGAAGGACGUGGACCCGGGAUACUGGGAGCGGAACACACAGAUCAGUAAGGAGAACGCACAGAUUUACCGAGUGGGCCUGCAGACCCUGCGCGGCUACUACAACCAGAGCGAGGGCGGGGCCCACACCUUCCAGCGCAUGUACGGCUGCGAGGUUUCCCCGGAGCUCUCCUUCCAGCGCGGGUUUCUUCAGUUCGCCUACGACGGGCAGGACUACAUCGCCCUGGACACGGAGACCCUCACGUGGACGGCUGCGCAGAACGAGGCAGUGAACACGAAGCGCAAGUGGGAGGCGGAGAGGAGCAUUGCGGAGAGAGAUAAAGCCUACCUGGAGGAAACGUGCGUGCUGUGGCUGAAGAAGUACCUGGAGAUGGGGAAGGAGAGUCUGCAGAGGGCAGAUGCCCCUUCUGCCCGAGUGACCCGGCACAGCACGCCCAGUGGGGAGGUGACCCUGCAGUGCCGGGCCCAGGACUUUUACCCCUCGGAGAUCUCUCUGGCCUGGCUGAGGGACGGGGAGGAGCAGCACCAGGACACAGAGUUCAUCGAGACCAGGCCUGCCGGCGAUGGGACCUUCCAGAAGUGGGCGGCUGUGGGGGUGCCCUCGGGCCAGGAAGGGAGAUACACCUGCCGAGUUCAGCACGAGGGGCUGCCUGAGCCCCUCACCCUGAAAUGGGAGCCGGAGUCCUCAUUGCCCUGGAUCAUCGUGGGGGUCCUUGCCGCUGUCCUCCUCCUCACUGCGGUCAUUGCUGGAGCUGUGGUCUGGAGGAAGAAGACUUCAGGUGGAAAAGGAGGGGACUAUGUUCCGGCUGCAGGCAAUGAUAGUGCACAGGGGUCAGAUGUCUCUCUGACAGCCAAAGCUUGAGAGAACUGCCGUGUGUGGACCUGAGAAAGAAAACAAGGAUAUUCACAUCCUGAUUCUUGUCUUGUUCCUGCUGACCUUUGCCUUCCCUUCCCAGAUUGGCCCCUGUGAUCAUCACUGUACUUACUCUACAGAGCAAAUUCAAAGAAGCAUCUCUAAUGCUCUUAAUUAUCUAAGGCCUCCCAAACCUUCCUUCUUUCUUUCUACCUGUUUCACUUUUUAAGCAGUAAAACUAGCAAUAAAAGCCAAAAGGCUUUGGAAAUGAUCUUUCCUUAACAUGUUUUUUUUUUAAUUUAUCUAUUUUAAUACACAUUGCUUUAUGAAUCAGAUUGGUAGAGAAAAAUCAGGAAAAAAAGGGAAAAUACAUGGGAGGGGAAAAAAUUGAUGUACCAUGUGUUGAUUUACAUUCAAUCCCCAUAGUUCUUUUUUCUGGAUCCAGAUGGAAUUUUCUAUCCAAAGUCUAUGGGGAUUGCCUUGGAUCUGCUUAUCUUCUGUUGGUUCACUAAACUCUGAUAUUUUUCUAAUGGAAAAAAUUUGCACUGUGAAUGAGUUUUCUUGAAUCUUCAACUUUUCUCUGCAAUUUCAAUUGACCUUUGUUUUGUUGUGGUUUUGGGGGAAUGGGAUGACAAUGUAGAGAUGUUCUGACGGUUUGAAGGAGAAAAUAAAGCUUUAAGACUUAAGAAUUC
Messenger RNA from Sarcophilus harrisii (Tasmanian devil), 2301 nucleotides. Its product is annotated as class I histocompatibility antigen, Gogo-OKO alpha chain. Lineage: Eukaryota; Metazoa; Chordata; Mammalia; Dasyuromorphia; Dasyuridae. The transcript has 9 exons. The record is from RefSeq and is a predicted model, not a curated record. Gene Ontology annotation, biological process: immune response; antigen processing and presentation. Bases 59 to 1618 code for a protein of 519 amino acids. Gene Ontology annotation, cellular component: external side of plasma membrane.